This is a messenger RNA of Populus nigra (black poplar), 1890 nucleotides long. RefSeq names its product adenine DNA glycosylase. The record is from RefSeq and is a predicted model, not a curated record. NCBI's taxonomy places the organism in Eukaryota, Viridiplantae, Streptophyta, Magnoliopsida, Malpighiales, Salicaceae. Gene Ontology annotation, molecular function: oxidized purine DNA binding; purine-specific mismatch base pair DNA N-glycosylase activity; 8-oxo-7,8-dihydroguanine DNA N-glycosylase activity. The transcript is spliced from 7 exons. Bases 16 to 1566 code for a protein of 516 amino acids. Gene Ontology annotation, biological process: mismatch repair; base-excision repair. Gene Ontology annotation, cellular component: nucleus.
ACUUCGGUUUCACACAUGUCUGGCAACACAAACCCAAAAGUGAGUGGGUGGCGCGGGGUGGGUCGAUUCGAAUUCUCGAAAGCACCUUCUUCAAGGAGCAGCAGGCUCAUACAAAAAGUGAGCACAAAACCCCACCUCACAACAGCAACAACAAUGGAUGAGGAGGGUAUUGAGAAGCCAGGUAAGAGGAAAAGAAAUGCUGCCAUAGCCAAACCAAAUGAGCAGCGUCAACAUUCAUCUAAAAAACAAGUAGUAGCUGACAUUGAAGACCUGUUCUCUGACAAAGAAACCCAGAAAAUCAGAGCCUCAUUGCUUGACUGGUACGACCACAACCAAAGAGACCUUCCUUGGAGAAGAAUAACACAAACAAAAGAAACCCCAUUUAAAGAAGAAGAAGAAGAAGAAGAAAGGAGGGCGUAUGGGGUGUGGGUAUCUGAAGUUAUGUUGCAGCAGACCAGAGUUCAGACUGUGAUUGAUUACUUCAAUCGAUGGAUGUUAAAAUGGCCCACUCUACACCAUCUGGCCCAGGCUUCUCUUGAGGAAGUGAAUGAGAUGUGGGCUGGUUUAGGGUAUUAUAGGAGAGCACGGUUUCUGUUGGAGGGAGCCAAGAUGAUUGUAGCUGGCGGAGAUGGAUUUCCUAAAAUUGUUUCUUCCCUACGGAAGGUUCCCGGAAUAGGAGACUAUACAGCUGGUGCAAUUGCCUCAAUAGCAUUCAAAGAAGUGGUGCCAGUGGUUGAUGGGAAUGUAAUAAGGGUACUUGCUAGGUUGAAGGCAAUUUCGGCUAAUCCAAAAGACAAGGUGACAGUCAAGAAAUUUUGGAAGCUAGCAGCUCAACUAGUUGAUCCUCAUCGUCCUGGGGAUUUCAAUCAGUCUCUGAUGGAACUUGGUGCAACCUUAUGCACUCCAGUGAACCCAAGCUGUUCUUCAUGUCCUGUUUCAGGCCAAUGCCGUGCGCUUACAAUCUCCAAGCUGGAUAAGUUAGUUCUGAUUACAGAUUAUCCUGCUAAGAGCAUAAAGUUAAAGCAAAGACAUGAAUUUUCUGCUGUUUGUGCUGUGGAGAUAACUGGAAGGCAAGAUCUAAUUGAGGGAGACCAAUCCAGUAGUGUAUUUCUCCUCGUAAAGAGGCCAGAUGAAGGUUUGCUUGCUGGACUGUGGGAGUUCCCAUCUGUCAUGCUGGGAAAAGAAGCCGACUUGACCAGAAGGAGAAAGGAAAUGAAUCGCUUUCUGAAAAAAUCAUUUAGACUUGACCCACAGAAGACCUGUAGCGUACUUCUGAGGGAAGAUAUUGGAGAAUUUAUUCACAUUUUCACUCACAUUCGGCUUAAGGUUUAUGUAGAACUGUUGAUAGUACAUCUUAAAGGUGACAUGAGUGACUUGUUUAGUAAGCAAAGCGGAGAAAAUAUGACCUGGAAAUGUGUGGAUCGUGAGGCCCUUUCAAGCUUGGGAUUAACAUCUGGAGUGAGAAAGGCCUGCACUAUGGUUCAAAAGUUUAAGCAGAAAAGUUUGUCCACUGUUUCUGCUGCAUCAAGAAAAAGAACCAACUCAAAGAAACCUGGAUCAUCCUGAACUGGAACAUGCUGCAGUGGAUUGGUUGGUAAAGAUCAUCGGUAUUGUACUAAAUCAGUGGAAAAGGUUUUCUUCAUGCCUGUGAAUAGACUCCAAGAUUUAUUUUUUAUUGGCUUCCAGAUAUAUCUAGCCACGUAUUAGUAUUGAUGGAGUAAGAUGCAUGCUUAGAAAUAUUUUGACAUUAGAUUAUGAUGCUCCAAAUGUUUGCUUCAGCAUAAGCAACAUCUUCUGCCUACUUUUUUGUAUACAAAGCAGCGCAAUGCUUCCAGGCUUUUAAGUUGUAAUGCGGAUUUUAUUUAUUAACAAUGAAAUUCAUUGAAAUGA